Plasmodium knowlesi strain H is the source of this 4848-nucleotide messenger RNA. Its product is annotated as sentrin-specific protease 2, putative. The record is from RefSeq and is a predicted model, not a curated record. The transcript has 3 exons. The coding region runs from base 1 to 4848 and encodes 1615 amino acids. Gene Ontology annotation, biological process: proteolysis. Lineage: Eukaryota; Apicomplexa; Aconoidasida; Haemosporida; Plasmodiidae. Gene Ontology annotation, molecular function: cysteine-type peptidase activity.
AUGAUGAGUGCACCCCUCUGGACGGACAACGUGAGAAGGGCCGAGCGGGAAGGCAAGGAUAAAAGCAAACCCAAAGACCCAGACAAAUGCAGUUCGCAGGGGAAGAAUAUUAAGGAGAAGAAAGUGGAGGAUGAACGAAAGAAAAGGCAACAAUACACAAACGAAUUGUGCGAAAUCCUCUCCUCCGAUGAUAGCAACCAACAGAUUGAACAAGAGACGGACAACUUUAUUAUCGUAGAGCUCAUUUCAUACAUCGGUGGGAACUCCAGAAUUAUGACUUACUAUCCCAGCACUCGUGGGAGCAAAUCGGGGCAGAACAAGUACCUCCAUCACUUUUACAGUAAAAAGAGGAUCAAGCUGUAUCUGUGCCUCCACAAAAGGAGCAACGAGAUUUAUAUAUACGAGGUCGAGUCUAAGAAAGUUAGGAGGAGGGAGACGCCCCAAGGCAGUGGUGCCUAUCCAACUCAUGUUCCAACCGACAUCUCUGUCCAUAGAGAUGAUAUCAACAAAGCGAGUGCAUUUCUGUACAACGCUAAAGUAAAAAAUGAGCGAAAAUGUGGUGAUGCUGCCCCGCCUUCCAAUGAUGAACAUAACCCCAUCAUCAACGAGUACACCUCCUCCUGCAAAGAAGAACCAAACCAUGACUGCAAAACAGGCAAGUACAAUAUGAAGGUGGAAGAUAGAACGGCAGAAAUGGAGAGUGGAAACCCUAACGUGACAGAAAGAAGAACCAAAAAAAUGGUUGUCACCAAACUGUUUGAUAGCGUACACUGUAGUUACGACUUGUCCACCAUCGAGUUCACGAAAUUUAACAACCCAGAUGAUAAAACUUUAAACUCCUUGAAAAGCAUUUUGGAGCAGAAGAUUAACAAAGGUGAGAGGAGGGACACAAACAAAGGGGAUACCCCAAUUGGCAAUUGUAGUGUUGAUAAUCCUUCGAAGGAAAUUCCCUUUAGUAACCAUUCCUGCGCAAAAACAGACCAAGUGGGAAAAGGCAUGACCCAUUCAGGCGAUAAGGAUAAUGCAUGUGACAGCCAAGUUAAAAUCCUCUUUCUCCAUUUUCGCGAGCCCGCAGACAUAUACAUGAAUCAGUUUGCGGCUUUCGACCAAGGCAACGAAGAAACGUGCACAAAAGAAAUAAACGGGUUCCUGAAGGAUGAACACCAGCGGCAUAUCGAACAGCAGUGCAUGAAGGCUAAACGGACAAGCAAUUACGGGGCACAAAUCAAGCAAAUAACGCACGAACAAAUUCCACAAAGUUUCAUACAAAGUUACGAAAGUGAUGUAAGCAUUUACAGCAACGACCUUUACUUCAGCGACACACAAGUAGUCACUGGAGAAAACGAAACGUACGUGGAAGAAAAAAAAAAAAAAAAAAAUUUUCCAGUACUCACGAGGAGCCAUUUAAAAAUUAAGUGGCUUCUACUCAACUUGAAUUUAACAAAAGAAGAAGAAACUAUCAUACAAAAAUAUGUUCUGUUAAAAAAGACCAGCAUUCUCAGGUCCACCAAGUCUACUCCCGAAUACAACGACCUGCAUUCCAGUUUUUACAAAACGAGGAAGAAGACUAACGGAGAAGAGAGAAAAUCACGUAAGGAAGACCAAAUUCACUUCCUUAAGGGAGAUACUACUUCAAAUGGGAAACCCUACUCCAUGCGUGGUAUCCGAAAGAGUAGUAACUUCCAACCUAGUCAACCGAACAAAAACAACACUGAAAGAAGCAACGUCAAUGAGGCACACCAUACUGAGCUAACCAUGAAUGGUAGGAAAAACAACUACCAGAGUGAAGACACUAUAAAGGAAAAACGAAAGGAAGGAGAAAAAAAAUUAACGUUCACUUUUAAGUGCGAAGAUGAUGCGGUGGAGACCAAACAGAGGGGCGACCUCCGCCAUGAGCAUGUCUCACUGGAGAACAAAAUGUCAUGCCGGGGAGGAGCAGCAGGUUGCAUACCAAAUCAGAACGGCGAUGCUGUGAAUGUCGAUCCUACUGUGCUCGAGUCUGUUACCUCUGCUGAUUCAGUUUUAUACUAUCACACUGUUGUUCAUCCCACUGCUCAUGAUGCCCACAACGAAUCUAUCGCGAGUGCCAAUAUAUCGAAGGGCAGGACCUAUCUCCAGGACAACGCCACCACCACCUUGCAUGAUUCUAGCCGCUCCUCCAAAAUAAGUUCAUCAUACUCCUACCUGGACCAAGGCUCUCAAAAAAUAUGCGAUUCUGCUAUUGACAAUAAUGAGGAAGACCCCCAAAAAGGCAAAAAAAGAAAAAUAGAUGAAGUGGAAAAUGCUAACGAGGUGCAAAAUAGAGAGAAAAAAAAUUUGCAUCUUGUGUCGAAGACGGAAAAAUACGUUGAUACAUCUCCUCAGCUUCUAAAUAGCGAAUGUGAGAUUGUUACCUCCCAGGUGGAAGGAGCCAUCAGCGGUUGUCAAAUGAUGGGCGUGAGCAGUGCACCAAACAGUGCACCAAACAGUGCACCAAACAGUGCACCAAACGGUGCACCAAACAGUGCACCAAACGGUGCAACAAACAGUGCAACAAACAGUGCAACAAACAGUGCAACAAACAGUGCAUCGAAUGACGCAUCGAACGAUUCCCUCGCGAGUGGCUCCGGGAACACCAGCGUCACCUACAUCUCGGAGACCGAUUCCAGGUACAGGAGGUGCGGCGACUCCGUGGAGGAGAUCCUCCCUGGGGGGGAAGAGAAACAAUUGCAGGGUGAACAUGAAGAAGGACAACGUGUGAAGGGUUGUGUGGCAGACGCGAUAGACGGUUCCAUAACGUUGCAGAGCGAUGGGUUUGGCGACUGCUCCCGGGAAGACGAGUACCGCGCCGACCAGGAAGGGGUUAGCGGUGGGAGCGGAGAGAGUGGAGUAAGUGGGGACCGAUCCAAUGACCAUUUGAAUGAUCAUCCAAAUGACCAUCCAAAUGACAGUUCGAAUGACAGCUCGAAUGACCGUUCGAAUGACCACCGCCCUGGUUGCCACUCGGAGCGACCAGAGGAGACCACCCAGAAGAGCACGCCCAACGCAGGUUCUAGCGGAUAUGAGGCGUGGUUCCUCAAACAUAAAGUGGCAAGCCUGUUCGAUAUCAUCAAAGUAAUAUGUUGCAACUUCAUGAGGCACUUCAAGUACACGAGCAAGCUAAAGUUCUACAUAACGACAUUUUUAAAUUUCUCUAAAAUCGAAAAAACGAAACUCCAGUUCAUGCAGAAGGAGAGAAUAAUAGACACACAAAUGCUCAAAAUAUACAUCAACAAAAAAACAGAAGAUGUUAAAAACGCAUGGAAAAUCAACACAUACAAAAUGGACCCACACAAUCUCUUCCGUUUAGAAAAAUUUAAAUAUAUUGAUGAUUCUAUUAUCGACUUUUUUCACAACUAUAUCCAUUCCUUUGUUUUAAAAAAUGACAAGAGGAAAGAAAACGACAUUUACAUUUUCAACACGUUUUUUUAUAAAAAAAUAGAGUUGUAUGAAGAUUCCUGCAAGGCAUACAUGAACACAAAUAGAUGGAUUCAAAAGUUGGAUAGGAAACUAUACGAGUAUACCUACGUUUUCGUUCCCAUCAACAUUAGUAACACCCACUGGUCCCUCGUGUUGCUCUACUUCCCCUUUAACGGAAAGCAGGGUGGAGGAGCAAAGGAGGAAGUAAAAGAAGAAGUGAAAGAAGAAGUAAAGGAGGAAGUAAAAGAAGAAGUGAAAGAAGAAGUAAAAGAAGAAGUAAAACAGGCAGCAGAAGAGGAAGAAAAAUCCCAGAAGGGGAACACGUCUAGCCAAGAAGACACCUCCAAGAGUAGUACGCCCAGUCAAGAUGACCCCACGAAGAACAAAACACCCAGUGAGUGCAGCCAACCCGGGGGAGAAGACUCAUCGCCAGGCCAUUUACAUGAAACGUUUAGGAGCAAGUCCUGUGAAUCAUACUUUUCCGAAAGAGGAACCCCCUCCGAAUCGAAAGUGCCAAAAAUAAAUACCGCUCUUUCGGGGAUUUAUCUGCAAGGACAAGACAACACUGGUCAUAACCAUGAGGAGAAGGAAGAACAAUCGUGCAAGAAUGCAAAAAGUGCAAGUGAUUGUGGAGACCAUCACACAGGGAAAAUGCCACCAAACGAAGACAUGAAUAUUCUUUUGAGAGACAAAAAUAAAAGGGGUUCUACCACAACUUGCAAUGACACUUUAACAAAAGUGGAGAAUCAACAAAAAAGUGAAAACGUUAAAGUGGCCUACAUGAUUUACCUCGACUCCCUCUUCCCCUCCAUCAGGGGAAAUAAAAUUUUGCAAAAAUUAAAAAAAUAUCUGGAGCAUAUGCUGCAACGGGACUACGCAUCGCCCGCGGGAGGAGCCACGACAGAAGGGGUAGGCCCCAUCUCUACCACGAACACUACCGAAAACGCUACUAAUAACCUGGGCACUGCCACGCCGCCACGAAUUUUCUUCAAAUUCGUCUAUCCGAACGUUAUCCCCAAGCAAACCAACACCUAUGACUGUGGUAUUUAUAUCAUCCAAUUCGUCUUGCAUUUGUGUUUGAACAAGCACCUAGUCGAAAGCGAGUUGAUCAAAUCGUGUCGGGAGCAAGGGAAGAGCAGCCCUGCCGCUGAUGGGCUUCACCUCAACCUUCAUAACCACAGACGCGAGGCGAGGGGAUCCUACUCCAGGUCAUGUGUGGGAAAGGCUACCCCGUGGUUCUCCCCAAAGGAUAUCAGCUUAAAGCGCAAGCAAAUGAAGAAGAUGCUCCUCUACAUGAAAAAUGUGGUCGACUGGAAGUCGGAUAGACACAUACAGAUCCUCAAUUUGCUUUUUUUGAAGAAUCACAGUGUGGAGGCUGGGAAGGCCAAAAUGGAAGGCUCCUCUAUAUGA